GCCAUCUGCAUCCAGUGAGAGGUGUUUGCUCUGUAAGUCAGCGGAAGUGGGGCUCGUCCUGCUUUCUCUGAUGAUUCAAACUCUUACAACUUUAUUUAUUCUAAAGAGUCUUCUCCGGCCAAAGGCAGCGCUCUAAAGUCCUGCUCUUCCUUGGUGGACAUGUGCUGUUGGUGCUGAGGAGGGGACAUCACAACGUAGCGAGUCGGAGCGCUGCGUUUGCGUCUCCGCUGCUGUGCGCGCGCAGGACGCAUCCUCUUCGCGCAGAGCGUCAGUCAUGAACAGGUUUCAGCUGGAACGCUCGACACAGUUCAUCUUCUAGCAGCAUACAGACUCUUUUGAGGCUGGAAAUAAAAGAAAUGUUGCCUGGGCAACGCACCGGUAAGUGAAGGACGGCGGGGCGCUGUGGAGACGGAUCUCCGGCGAGGCUUCAGCAUCUCGGCACUCCGCGGGAAGGAGAGGCGACACCGAGGAGGAGAGACGAGGGGAAAAUGCUCAAAGUUUCUCCGUGCUGUUCACAAGUGCGACCCCGCAGCAGCUGCAGAACAUGAGCAGGAAAUAAACGAAGAAUGCAUGUCGUCUGGGAUUUAUCUGUGAUUCUGCAAAUUUACAUCCUCUGGACUUCGUCAGCUCAGCCUAUUACAUCAAAGCUCGAUGACGCUUGGUGGGCCUACAAAGAUGUGGUCCAGGGAAGCUUUGUUCCAGUCCCAUCCUUCUGGGGUCUGGUGAACUCAGCCUGGAACCUGUGUGCCAUUGGAAAGAGGCAGUCCCCCAUUGACAUAGAAACCAGCCACAUGAUCUUUGACCCGCACCUGACCCCGCUCAGGCUCAACACAGGAGGGCGGAAGAUGGGCGGCACCAUGUACAACACAGGGAAGCAUGUGUCGCUGCGGCCGGACAAAACCCACCUGGUGAACAUCUCUGGAGGCCCGCUGGGCUACAGCUACAGGCUGGAGGAGAUCCGUCUUCACUUUGGAAGUGAAGACUCUCUGGGAUCCGAGCACCUUCUGAAUGGGCAGGGCUUUCCUGGAGAGGUCCAGUUGAUCCAUUAUAAUCAGGAUCUAUACACCAACUACAGCGAGGCAGCUAAGAGCCCACAUGGCAUCGCCGUGGUCUCCAUCUUCAUUAAGCUCUCUGAGAACUCCAACACGUUCCUCAACCGCAUGCUCAACAGAGACACCAUCACCAGAAUUAACUACAAACAUGAUGCCUUCCUAUUAAUGGGCCUGAACAUGGCUGACCUGUACCCCGACACCACGCGCUACAUCACGUACGAGGGCUCCAUCACCAUCCCGCCCUGCUACGAGACGUCCACGUGGAUACUCAUCAACAAGCCGGUCUAUGUGACGCAGAUGCAGAUGCACUCUCUGCGCUUGCUUAGCCAGAACGAGCCAUACAAGAUCUUCCUGAGCAUGAGCGACAACACCCGACCCACCCAGCCUCUGCUGCAGCGCUGCAUCCGAACCAACAUCAACUUCAGCAAGCAGGGCCGUGACUGCCCUAACAACCGCGCCCUCCGCCCACAGUACAGAGUGAACCAGUGGCUCCUGAAGUAGAUCACGGUGUGAAGCUGCGGCGCUUGGUGAGGAGAGGCAGGAACCAUCCAGCUCCUCGUCGCUGCAGAACUGGGCUUAGCUGAACAAAUAACAGAUGAACUGAAAGAAAAACCCAAAGGCUGCGCAUCACUAAAGACAGCUUUACUAAACUGACAUCAGCCCAGCCGGCUGAGCUCCAGACCAACUGCUGUGCAGGCCUCCCACACAUCUCCAGUCCAACACGAGUCACCGAGGCCGGCACAGCAAGUGCACAGGUCAGUCCAACGUGAGAAACAGACCGUCGGGACUCUGAUGCCGGCACCAUUUUGUGUUUCGGUUGUGUUGUUAUGAAAUCAGAACAAACUCCUUCAUUUCCUGUCUGGUUUCAGAGUGAAAAGUGUUAUCCAGAGACAAACGCGUGUGAGAUAUCAGGCUGUGAUGUACGCUAGACACACACACACACACACACUGGAACUGAACCCAGCAAUAAGAAACACCCAGCUUUGCUACAGUACUUCCUUUAACAGCUAGAUUUUCAUUAAAAAAUCAUUUUGGCGGGCACAACACUGGGUUUGUGUUUACAUCUACCAGCCAGUAGAGGGCACCAUUGUGAAUUGCCAGGCAGCGAGGUUGGCUCUGUAGAAAAUGGCAGACUCGGGAUGUCAAGCAUCUGCCUCUGAGCCCAGAAGAUGUUGUUAUCCUUCUCAGAGAAAGAGCAGCCAUCAAAAAUGUAAAGCCAGAGUGAGUUUAGGUGAAGCCUACAGCUCUUGGACCCAAAUAUAACAUGACGCGUAUCGACAGUGAACCUGGUAUCCCGCCGGCUGGAAACCCUGUCCUAUUGUUGCAACUACAACCUCCACACACUAGAUGUUGCUUUGGUAUUCGUGCUCCGCAUUCCACCUUUCAGUGGUUCCAGGUGUCCUAAGGCAGCUUUUAGACUAUUACCAAGAAGCGCUUUAGUGGCUGAUUAGCUGAGCCAGAGAACAGCUGAGCCUCUUCAGCCCGCUGUUCCUAGGUUGGUCCUCUAGUGACUGGUCACUCUGGUGGUGGUGGGUUUGUGUGGCGUGGGCCUAGACAACAUACGUGUUGGAGGUGGGUAUUCUCCAUUCCUCGCUGAACAGCUGAGGAAGGAUCUGCUAAGGGAGACCCGAACAGACGGAGGCUCUGGAGAUCUGAUGGAUGACUCACGUUGCAUGAUUCUGACUUAGUUCCCUCAUUUUCAUGGUUGAUUCUAACAGAUUUGUGAUUAAAACUCAGAUUGGAUGCAGUCCAUGGACGUAGUUUUGACUUUAGAAGUGUGUGGGGGUGGGGGGGGACACAACCGGCAUGAGCCAGUCACGUUAGCAUGUCUCAGCAGAGCCAAUAGAUGAGCGUAUAGAGUGUCAUUUGUUUUUGGACGGUAAAAAGUGCAGGGGACAAAAAUUGUGUUUGGACAGAAGAAUAAACCAUGUCCACGAUGCGGUCCUUUCAUGGCUGCAGACGUUUA
This is a messenger RNA of Nothobranchius furzeri (turquoise killifish), 3018 nucleotides long. Its product is annotated as carbonic anhydrase-related protein 10. Gene Ontology annotation, molecular function: zinc ion binding; carbonate dehydratase activity. NCBI's taxonomy places the organism in Eukaryota, Metazoa, Chordata, Actinopteri, Cyprinodontiformes, Nothobranchiidae. The record is from RefSeq and is a predicted model, not a curated record.